This is a messenger RNA of Bursaphelenchus okinawaensis, 9136 nucleotides long. NCBI's taxonomy places the organism in Eukaryota, Metazoa, Nematoda, Chromadorea, Rhabditida, Aphelenchoididae. The record is from the annotation of a GenBank genome assembly.
AUGUAUUUGUCGGCAUGGGAUCUUCCUUGUCUGAUAGUCUUCGUGACACUGCUAUCUUGUACCUCAGCUUCGGAUCGAGUGAUCAACACCUAUCGAACUUCUACAAACAUCAACAAUGUUCUUAUUAAAGGGGACAAGGUCGGUUUUUAUUUUUAAUUAUAAAUUCAUGGUAACUUCAAGAUAUACAGAGAUGUUGUUUAAACCGAUGUAAACAAAACCGAUCUAAAUUUAUAUUUUAAUUGACGUUUCAGGUUUACAUUGGUGCUGUAAACAACAUUUAUGUGCUCAACAGCCAGCUGACACUACUGGCUGAACAAUCGACGGGUCCAGUACUAGAUUCUCCUUAUUGUUCUCCAGAUCUCAAUAGUUGUGUGGGUUCCAAGGAUCUGAUUGAGUCAACCGACAACUACAACAAAGUACUACAAUAUACUCCCAAGUCGGGUCUUAUUCUUGUUUGUGGCUCGGUAAGACAAGGAGUAUGUGAAUGGCGAGAUCUCAACACCUUGAGGGUCGUCAACAAAUAUGAAGCUUCAGUCAUCCCAGUAGCAGCAAAUGCUCCCAACGCUUCUACAGUAUCCUUGUUGACCAAGGAUGAGUAUGAUGAAGAUCAGCUUUUCGUAGCCGCUUCUUUGACUACAGAAUCCCCGUACAGAGAAGCGUUUCCGGCUGUUUCUACGAGGACACUGCCUUCUUUGGCUACAUUGAAUUCUGGGGAUUUGGAGGGUGAGUUUAUGGUACCUUUUUGUUACAGUAGGGCUGUUUUUGUAAUGUAAUAUAGUUUAUUUUACAAGAAAAUGAUUUUGAAGGUUUUAUAUACUUUCUUUGAUAUAUAAUUUUUUGAUUAGAUUUGUUUUUAAUACCUAGGUGAAUAUGUAAUUGGAUCUAAAAUUCGAAUCUUUAGGCGAAGCAGCCGUCUUUAUCCGAGCUGAUUACCGACAGAUGUUCAAAGUGGAGUACGUGUCUACCUUCACAUACGAGAACUACAUCUACACGGUGUCAGUUCAGAAUCGUGAUCUUAAGUCGAGUUCAGGCCAGCCUGUCUCCAAGCUGAUUCGAGUCUGUCAAUACGAUGACAAGUAAGUGUUUUGACACCUUUAUUAGCUGCAUCAAGGUCAGAUGUGUCACAGAUAACAUGCUUUGGGUUGUAAUUGUGUUCUGCACACAUAUAUAUGUUUUUUGAUAUGUAUCUCUUGAUAGCUAAAAUAGUCUGUCUAAUACCCAAUCUCGUGAUUAGCUCUAUUUUGUAUUCAGAUUUGUUCUAUUUGGUAGUCUAACUCAAUUAGCUUUGUUUCGGGCUUCAAAUAUAUAAUUAUGGCACACUUAUUUUGGGAAAAUGUUGUGGGAAAGGGGGGGGGAGACUAGAGUGGAAGUUACGUAAUCAUGCCAAUAAGCCUGGUCAGGGAAAACAAAUCAAGUGUAAAUAGUCAAGAUUAAGAUCAAUAGUCGAGUGUGAGUAAUUUAAGUGUACCUCGCAGAUACGUUACACAGCUUGACCUUGUAGAUAAGACUUGUGUCCACAAUUGACAUUAACAAAACCUAGGUUUGAAGUGUGUCAAACGGUAAUAGGGUGACAUUUAGGUAUGAGUAAUGAUUAGACGCAGAAAAUAGAAAUAAAGUGGAUGAAGUAACAUAAAAAUGACGUUUUAGGUAUGUAUCGUACUCUGAAAUCGAGAUCCAAUGCCGAGGGGAAGACAACACCAACUACAACAUUGUCAAGUCGAUGAAGUUGAUAGAGAACGAGCUGGUUGGAGUGUUCACAGAUCAGAAUGAACAGAACUCCGCCAUUUGCUUCUACCCUAUGUCCAAGGUUGGCACUACUUUCUUUUACAAUAUCGACAGAUGCUGGGGAGGCACGUCUACAGUAGGCCUACCUCACAUUGGAAGGGAUUCCAAGUGUAUCAAUGUAAGUUGAUGUUGUCCAUUCUUAUAGUUUAUAUGUUUUCACAUUGCAAUAGUUAUUGUUUCGGUAGAUGAAAGUUGGUGGAUCUGUCAGUUUAUGACGACUUCUGUGUUUAAUAUCUUUUACCGCCCUUUGUUUUGGCAUGCUUUGAAUAACAAAGCCUCGGUUUUACCGCCAAGUUUUAUGCAAAUGAGGGAAGACAUCUGGGCGCGGUUCACCUUUCCUCGAAUAAUUAAAUAAUUGUCCUUGAACAGAUGCCAAGAAGUGCAACAUAAGCUAAUAACUUUAUAUUAGCCUUAAUACAGAAUACUAUGGAGUGAAAUUGUAUAUUAACAUAGUCAUUAAACAAUAUUAAAAUCAAAUUUCAGAAGAGUAGAAUCAAAGUGUCAAACGAAUCGUGUGCUCUGGGGGUUGGCGGAUCCAUCGAGAUCUCUCAGAUCGCGGCCAAACAAUUCGACGAUCGUAUUUUAACGGCCGCGGACGCGAGAUUUAUUCAAGGUCAUUAUCUGUUGGCACUCGGCACAAAGUCGGGUGAUAUCUUACAGGUAAGCACAUCCAUCUUGUUGUCUAAAUGUUUUUUUAACCGUUGUUAAUGACUUAGCACUUUGGCGAACAUUUACCACUCAAAAAUUUUGUUAUAAAGCGUUUUGGCUGAAUUUUAUUACCUAAAAGUUGACAAGGACUUAAGUUUUAUAAAAUAGAAAGAUAGCACUUGAAAAUACAUAAAGUCACGAUUGAUAAAUCGCAAAUAGUUAAAAAAUCUAAUAUAACUUUUUGGUUAAUGAAUGUAAUAAAAUGAACAUUUUGAGUAAAUUCUUUGGGAAAACUUUUGGUUUUAUCACCUAAAGUGACAACGCCCUUUGAGGCCUUUGUCAGUUUACUCUGGCCAGAUUUAUGGCCGUCCUGAGUGAUGCAGUGCUGGACCGAACAUCCGGAAGAUUAAUUAGUUCUUCUUUUGUCUCAAAACUUUUGCGCGAAGUUGCUGAUGGAUGGGGACACUAAUUGAAGGAUUUGUUAUUUUAGUGUUAGCGACAGAUGGCUGGUGUUAAAACGGAUAAUCACUUCAAUUUUUAAAACAUAAUGAGCUUGAAUUUCAAAAUAAAAGUAAAGAAAAUGAUGUUAGAUUAAUUAAAAUUUUAUUUUAGUACGAAGUUCAUGGAGACGAAAGGAACAGAAGGCUCGAGGAUUCGUUUGCUGAGUUCUUGGUGGGCCCUGACCCAGUUCAGAAGGUCCAGUUCAUCGAUGACAGAAAGUUUUUGGUUGUCAGUGGGAAUGAAGUAAGUUUCAAGAUUUCUAGUUGAUCUACGUAUUUUAUGGAUUUAAAAUUUAAACUACGGUAACUUAGAGUUUAAGGUCAUGCUACAGUAAUUGCGUGUAAAUAUUUGUAUAGUGGCGACAAACGUUGAAAUUGUAUUACCACACCCUGUGUAUAAGCGAGGAUUAGCCUUAUUUAUAUCGUGUCAUCACGACAUUAAAAGGGCCGCUUUAAUAAUUCCAAGUUUGCGCAAGAAAUGGCGAAAAUAAAAUCCGUAAUUUAGGUCUUUGGGAGUCCAUUAGAGUAACACCCAAGGUCGUAUGCGUGUUACUGUGGAGGGAUUAUUAAGCUACAAUUUGGUGUUGUUAUAUAUCGAGGUAUAGUAACGGUAUGAGCAUAGCGAAGCACAGCUAGCAGUACUUAACGUUUAUUAGCUUUAUAUGUAUGUAACUACGAAAAAGAAAAAACUUAAAAAACCGCAUGAAAUAUCGUUUUUCAAUAGUAAAAAUAAUUUUCUGCAACAAUAGGCUGACAUGCUGUAGUUGCGGUCCCACUGACAUACCAUCUUAUCAGUAUGUUUAUGGUCCAUAAAACCGCAGUAAGAAGAUCGUAAAUUAGCCGGUCGAUCAAAAAGUUUUGUCUUGUUUGCUGAUGACAACGACGGCGGCGCCCGUUUUUCAAGACCGCCGUUAUCAUUUAAUCUGACCGAUCGCUAAUCGACCAGGCCCGGGCCAUCUGUUUGGUCUCAUUAAUAAAGGACAAUGGACAUUAUUUAUGUGCGAACACAUCCCGCAAAGUUUACACAAUAGUUUUGCAUAAAUUACCAGCUUUGCUGUAACGGAAUUAUUAUUAUAAUCCCAAACUUUGGUUUGGCGAGUGUAACAAUCGGCAAUAGAUACUGAAGCAAGGCCAAAUUCUAGUUGAAAAGUUAUUUGAAUAUUGAAAAAGUUUCUGAACAAACAGGUUUUAACAAAUAUAAAAGAGAAUAUGGACUUAAUCUCAAUUAAAAAACUUUAAAACUAAAUAUAAAACAAUAUUUUUUUAGGUUUUAACUUUCAAAGUGUCCGUCUGUUCGAAGAGCUCAUCCUGCCACGAAUGUGUAGCCUCGCGAGAUCCCUUGUGCGGAUUCUGUUUGUUUGAAGGCAAAUGCACUUCCCAGAUCGACUGCCAGACUUCUUUGAUCAGUCAGUGUCCAGAAGCCAAGAGUACGGUCACUCCAGCCAACGCUUCUACCACACUGACCUCAAGUGUCUUCUUCCCUGUCGUCGGAUUACCUCAGCCUUCUCAGAACAAAGGAUACGAUUGCUUCUUCGGCCCCUUCAAAUCAGCUGCUUUGUGGACUCCAGAAGGCGUCAAAUGCAGCCUGCCGAAGCAACGGCCGAGUACGAAGGAAAAGGACAGUACUGAAGUCAAGUUGUCAAUCAGAUCUUCUUCUUCACGGUACAAUAUUGUCCAACAACCCUUCACAUUCUUCGACUGUAACGUCCACACGGUGUGCUCAGAAUGCUCACAGUCAUCGUGGCCUUGUAGCUGGUGCUCAUCUACAAGAAAAUGCCAGUCGGUUGACCUGUCGUGUGAUUCUCAAUCUAACGGCAAAUGCCCCCAUAUUGAUGUUACCAGCAAAGCCACGAUCGAGAUUUCGGAUUCCACCAACCAGUCGAUUUCUUUCAACGUUAGAUACAUGGAUUCAAAGCUGGAUUCGCAAGAUCUGUUCUGCCAAGUGACGUCAUUGGAGAUUGGAGCCAAACCAAUAACAGCUUCAGCUGGCUUUGUCUCGGAGAACAGAAUCCAGUGUGCUCCAAUGUUCUUCAAGUACCGUGACGAGAAGCCAGAGCACUCGUAUCAGUUGGAGUUAAGGAGGGAAAGAGAGCUGAUCGACAAGUUUACUGUAACAUCCUACAAGUGUUCGGUGAUGGCAUCUGACUGUUCUACCUGUUUGGCCUUGGAUCCUAGAUAUAAAUGUACCUGGUGCUCUGGAGGAUGCCACUUUGAUGAUCAUUGUCCCGUUCGGCCGUCGAAGGCCAAGGCUGAUAUACUGUGUACUGCCCCGGUUAUUGAAUCCGUACGUUUUUAAUUCUGAUAUUGCUAAAGCGAAAAAGCUCAAAAUUUUAUUUUUUUGUGAAAAGUGAAUUUGAGGGCGCAGCUUGCGGUUGAUUGUUUGGCAGUUUGCGUAAAAUUAUGGGAUCUGUCAGUGUAUUUUAUAAACUUUUUUUUAGUUCCACCCAGUUUCUGGUCCAAUUGAAGGUGGCACAGUAAUCGAGAUCAAAGGACGUGAUCUUGGCUCUAGGAUUCAAGAUGUUCAAGAUCGAGUCAUGGUGGGAACUUCCAAAUGCAGAGUAAUCGAUUACGAAAUUUCAGUACGGUAAGUCGCUCUAUAAUAGUUUUAGUAAGUACAAGCUUAUAGUUUGGUUUAUAUUAUUUUGGUACUAACUUUCAAAAUGGUAUUUCAACAUGUAUGCUGGGUAAUUUUAGGAUUGUAUGUGUUGUGGACCCAGGAACAUCUUCUGGCCCUAUCAGAGUCACCAUUGGCAAGACUGGGAAACGACAGGUCGAGUCGGAUGUUCAUUUCCAUUUCCUUCAGCCGGUUCUUCGUUCUCUUCAGCCAGCGUUUGGUCCUGUUUCCGGCGGUACCAGAGUCAGAAUCCACGGAGAGAAUCUGGAUGUUGGAGCAGCAGUCAACGUGACAAUUGACAGAAUCCCAUGUGUUGUAGUACCAGAACAGAGAUUCAAGAAUCAGAUCAUUUGUAUCACUUCUGAAAGUCCACGAACCUACUCGGCCGAAACUGUCAAGCUCCAGAUUGAUGAAACCGUCAGAAUCUUGAACACACGAUUCGAAUACAGACCCGAUCCGACGAUAGAAUUUAUAGAACCUUUGGUAGCGUACGAAAGUGGAGGACGGCUACUCACGGUGAAGGGUAAUAACUUUGAUUCUGUAUUGGAAGCCAAGAUCUACCUGACAUCAUCGUCGUAUGUUAACGAGGCUACGAUUGUUUCUGAUUUGGCAGCGUGUCAGAUUCAGAAUGCUACGGAGAUGACUUGUGAAUCUCCAAAGCUGCUACAGAAUCUGAUUAAUUCUGAAGACAAUCACGGUAGACGAGCCUUCAACAAAUAUCCGAUCGGAUUCCACAUGGACGGUGUUAAGGGGGUCAGGAGUCUGGGGCGUCAGAUGUCACUUAUGACCGUAGCCGAUCCACAGUUUGCAUCAUUCAGAGGAGUCAAGACCUUGAGUUUGGGACAGCCGUUGGUCAUCGAAGGAAAACAUUUGACAUUGGCUGCUAGACCUGAUGAGUAUACGGUAAGCAUCAUAUAGAAUAAAUAUGGUUAACAAUUUAAUUAAUUCAUUUAAAAACUGUUACUUGUACAAAAAGUAAUAGAUUAAGCUUCUUAACCGUUAUCUUAUAGGUAACAAUUGGAACAGAGAGAUGCCACGUGAUUGUGUUGGAAGCUCAUCAACUCGUAUGCCGAACUCCUGACCUUCUUCCUCCACCUACAGAUGACCAGGGAACCCCUCUUAACGACGGUCGAUCUUUGGUGGUCAUUCGAUUUGGAUCUGGUCGGAUUCGAGCUGAGAUCGGACCUUUGGAAUUCACGGAUUCGGUAACGCUACAGUCUUCUGCCUUCAUGAAGAACAACUUGGUCAGAUUGAUAUUGAUUCUGGUCUUCGGCAUUGGAAUCGUUGGCAUUGGGCUCAUCUUAUUGUUUUACCUGUGGAGAAGACGUACUAACGAGCACGAGAGAGAUUACAAGAGGAUUCAGAUGCAGAUGGAGCAGAUGGAAUCGAAUGUCCGCAACGAAUGCAAACAAGCGUUCGCGGAGCUACAGACUGAUAUGUUAACCGACUUGAACAUGACCAUGGAUAGCGAAGGUGUGCCUUAUCAUGAACGGGUCGAGUUCUUCGGUAGAUUGCUGUUCAAAGAUGGCAUGGAUUCUUCGAUUCUGAAUGGUUACGGUACAGCCGGGAUAUAUGCAACGUAAGUUGUUCUAUUAAACUCUUGAUUACUUUAUAUGGCAAGUUGUUUUAUUUGCUGUAAAGUUUUUUUUUAAUGUUGUUGUUUCAGCCAUCUUCCAAACGCCAUUAUUCAGUUCGAGAGUCUACUGUACAACCGUCAGUUUGUGUUUGUCAUCGUCCAGAUGGUAGAGUCGAACAUCAAUAUUGGAGUAUCCGAACGGUCCACUUUAGCUUCCUUGUUGAUGGUCACGAUGACAAGAGACAUGGGUUACUGUACUGACGUGAUGUUUACUUUACUAACCGCUCACAUACAACAGUCCUGUCAGAAUAAGACCAGUCAUCUUCUGUUCAGGAGAUCUGACAGUUUGGUGGAGAAGUUGUUCCAGCAUUGGCUCGCCUUUGCUCUUCACCCAGCCAUGGUAGAACCUGUAGGACCAGCUAGACAGUUCUACUUGCUAUACAAGGCUCUAAAGUUCCAAACAGAGAAAGGACCAAUUGACAGUUGUACUGGCAACUCGAGGUAUUCUCUAUCAGAACAACGACUGCUUCGUGAAUCUGUAGAUGCUCAGCCUCUGAUUCUGAUGGUGAUUCUAAUUGACGGCUUCGAUCAGGCUCCGGUUCCUUUAAGAGUACUAGACUGUGAUACCAUCUCUCAAGUGAAAGCCAAGCUUCUGGACACGUUGUACAAGAACGAACCGUUCACCGCCAGAAUGACGGUAGAUCAGUUCGAUCUCGAAUGGAGAUGUCCCCGGAGGGGUAACAUGUUGCUGUUGGACGAUAAUCAGCCUCACAUCAAGGGGGUAAAGAAGUUGCACACGGUAAAGUACUACAACCUACAAUCGAACUCUGUGCUCACGAUGCAACAACGAGGUCAACAUUCGUUCACAACCUUCAGAAGCGAGUCUGGAGGCUCGUCUGAUACUACAUGUUCAGUCUGGUCUUCUGCUCACUUGAUCGAUGUUAACGGUGUGCCAAUAUCUCCUGGAUCUGUUUGUGGGAAUGUGACGUAUUACCAUCUAACACCUCCUAUUGCUAACAAAAGUAAUACGUUACAAAGUCAGGCCAGUGCGUUGUUAUCUUUUGAUAAGAAACAAAGGAAACAAUACGUGCUACAGAGGAAUUCUAGUCAACAGCGACUGUUCAUGGAAGAGAACUCGUCGAGGAAUAUACCGGAGAUAUUCUUGACACGUCUAGUUAUGUGGUAAGUGCUUUAGUCAAGAAAUACCUUGUUAUAUUACUCACAGAUCAGUUUUUAAAUGUCAUUUUUCAGCAAGGGCACUAUUCAACAAUUUAUCGACGAGUUCCUGAACUCGGUCAUGUAUUCUCAAGUAGACGUCAGUGAAGUGCCAGUAGUUUUGAAGUAUGUGAUGGACUUUUUGGACCAACAAGCUCUUAAGAACGGAGUAUCGGAUCCAGAACUGAUUCACGCUUGGAAGACGAACGCCUACGUUCUCAGAUUCUGGAUGCAACUUCUUCACAAUCCAGAUGCUCUGUUUGACAUCCCUCGUCAGUCAUACGUCAACUCAUCGCUGGUUGUCAUUGGUCAGACAUUGAUCGAUGCUUUCUCUCAUUCUGAUGUUCCACUUGGCAAAGAAUCUCCGUCGUCCAAGUUGUUGUUCGCUAAGGAUAUUGCCAAAUACAGACCCGUGGCCACGAGAAUGUUCUCGAGGAUACGACAACAACCUCGGGUUGAUAACGACAAGUUCUUCGAGUACAUUAAGACGUUAACUACAGUAAGUAUACUGAUGUUUAACCCUUUUUGGUUAUAAUUUUGUAAUAUUUUAUUAAUAAUACAGUAUACUUGGUGUUUUUAUAUCAAUUUUGUUUCCAGGAAUCUUGUGGUAUGUCCCCACAUAUGGCCAUGAACGAGCUGUUGAACUGGUCCAAGGCCAACAUCCUUCGCCUGACCGAUCUCCUUAACCAGGACCAGACGUGCCUGAAGCAGAGGUUGGCCGAACGCCUUCAGGAGUCGGCCAGAUGCUCGCUGGUGCCUUCCGAACCUCCAGAUCAUAUUUACGCUACUUUGCAGUAA